Morchella importuna is the source of this 312-nucleotide messenger RNA. RefSeq lists its product as uncharacterized. The record is from RefSeq and is a predicted model, not a curated record. NCBI's taxonomy places the organism in Eukaryota, Fungi, Ascomycota, Pezizomycetes, Pezizales, Morchellaceae. The transcript has 3 exons. Bases 1 to 312 code for a protein of 103 amino acids.
AUGAGAGAAAUCAACCAAACAAGGUCACAGCUUCAUCAUCAUAAUUGGAUCCGGUGUGGUUGCUCUGCUUCACCAGGGCACCCCGAUUCACCACAUUUCAGUCGCCCACCCCCCACCUCGAUAGCUUGCUGCUUGCCCGCAUCUUUCCUCGCCCCUCUCACCCGCGGGGGACAUGAAGCAAGCCAGCCGCUCGAGUUGACCCCACUAACCCCACCAAGCGAUCGACCAACCCCUCUUUCGUACAACCCUUACCUCCUCGCCGCGCCGCACCCACCAUCCCUGUUCACCCGGGAUAACCAGCGGCUUCCGUGA